Messenger RNA from Capsicum annuum, 1637 nucleotides. RefSeq names its product probable protein S-acyltransferase 16. Gene Ontology annotation, molecular function: palmitoyltransferase activity. The transcript has 7 exons. Lineage: Eukaryota; Viridiplantae; Streptophyta; Magnoliopsida; Solanales; Solanaceae. Bases 366 to 1214 code for a protein of 282 amino acids. The record is from RefSeq and is a predicted model, not a curated record.
UUUUUUUGUCAGUAACUGUAUCUUAUGGUAGUUUUCCUAUCGUUUCAAACAUCAAAAUUUAAAAAGUAGUUAAAUUGACAUUCCUAAACCAAACGAGCCAAGUAAAGGUGUUAAAGUGAAUGGAGGGAUAACUAAUUGAUCAAAAAAUAUGAAUGUGUGUGUCAUGGUGGUACAAUUAUAUAGUGAUGGAAAAGUAUAGUAACAAAUUAAAGACGAACUACCCACCUAAAAUUCCCAAAUUAGUAAAGUCUACAAGGGACCAUACAACCUAAACACCGCUGCAAUUUCCCCUUUAAAAAUCCACCUCGUCAAUUCCAUUUCCAAAUUCUUCACCAACCUCGCCGGCGACGCCGCCGUCUGCGGAGAUGAAAGCGACACGUGGCUGUCCAUUCUCUUUCCACGUCAUCGCCAUCGCCGUAGCAAUUGCAUACGUUUACUUCUCCACUGUAUUUGUAUUCAUUGAUAAGUGGUUAGGACUUUGGUCUUCUCAGGGUAUUUUUAACGCCGUCAUGUUUUCCGUUAUUACUCUCUUCUGCAUAUUCAGUUAUACACUUGCUAUCUACACUGAUCCGGGUCGGGUUCCUAGCUCCUUUGUACCCGAUAUCGAAGACGAGAAUAUGGUUCGAGAGAUCAAACGAAAGGGAGGGGAUUUGAGAUACUGCCAAAAGUGUUCCCUUUAUAAGCCUCCACGUGCUCAUCAUUGUCGUGUAUGUAAUAGAUGUGUACUGCGAAUGGAUCAUCAUUGUGUGUGGAUGAAUAAUUGUGUGGGCCAUGCAAACUACAAGAUCUUCUUCAUUUUCGUUUUAUACGCCAUUAUUGCUUGCAUAUAUUCCCUGGUUCUGCUUGUUGGGAGCGUAACUGUUGAUUCUCCAAUGGACAACCAGCAAAGUGAAGGUUCUCAUAGAACAGUAUAUAUAAUUUCAGCGCUUCUACUGGUACCACUAAGCUUGGCGCUGAGUGUUUUUCUGGGUUGGCAUGUGCACCUGAUUUUGCAGAACAAGACAACCAUUGAGUACCAAGAAGGUGUCAGAGCUAUGUGGCUGGCUGAAAAGGGAGGUCAUGUAUAUUCACAUCCAUAUGAUCUUGGUGCAUAUGAGAAUUUGAUAUCCGUUCUAGGCCCAAAUGCAUUUUGCUGGGUGUGCCCCACAACAAGACAUAUCGGUUCUGGCCUUCUCUAUCGGACACCAUUUGAAGGCUCCUCGAUAUCAAGCUGAACAUGUUACUGAAACAUCAUGUGACAAGAUGAAAGGUUUUAGUUGCCAAAGAAGCAAAGGAAAUCUGGCUGUCUUUAGAGCAGCAAGAUUAACACUGUCAUCGCUUGCCAUCUGCCAAGAUGAACAUGGAGGCGAUUUUCAAUCUUUGAUUUCCGUCAUUUUGGAGUUUCCAGUCCUCCAUCUGCGGAGACAGUAACGAAAUGGUAAUGCGAGAUACUACAGCUGCUGCCAAUAGGAGAGUUGAUACUUGAUAGUUCCCCUUGUUCAUAGUUGGGUUAUAAAGCUAGCAUACACCAUGUAAAAUAGAAAUUCCCUUUAGUUACAGUAACGAAUUCGACAGUAUCUCAAACAGCUGUAAUUAUGUGCCAACUUCUGCCUUCCUCCUUCCAGCAUAAUUAGUAAUGUUGACAAGCCAUUGGUGAA